AUGUUUGUACAAAGAUAUAAUAUCGGAUUAUCGUUUUUUUCCUAUUACAUAAUCACAGAAAGCUUAGGCCUCCUCGACAAUGUGACCUCUCUCGGAAACGUAGAUACCAUCCAAGAACUUUCUGAUAUCCUUGUUUCUGACUCUACAGAUCUGUUGGAUGUCAGCACAGGUCUGGGAAACGUUCUCCAAAGAGUUACCCUCAACAACCAACUCAUCCUUUUGGGUGGUGGAGAUGGCAGCCUUGCAUCCCUCCCAGACCUUGAUCUUUCUGAGUCUCUUCUCUCCCAAGAAGUUUCUAAUCUCGACGUACUCCUGGCCCUCCUCGUUAACGAUGUUAACGUUGAUAGGGAAGUGCGCGUAAACGAAUCUCAUCUUGUACUUGAAACCAACGGUGACACCCUUGACCAAGUUGGAAAUCAAAGACUUGACGGUUCUCAGAGUAGCAACGUGCUUUCUGUCACCAUUGUGGACAGUGAUCUUGAUUUGUUUGUCGGACACCUUGGUGAAGGUAACGUCGAUGUGUCUCAAGUUCUUGCUCAGUUGGCCUCUUGGUCCAGUGACGGUGAUCAAUCUGGACUUGAUUUGAAGAGAAACGCCUUCUGGAAUGUCCAGAGUCUCGGUGGAUUGGAUGUACUUCAUGCUUUAAAGACGGUAAGUUGUAGCUCGUGGUGA
Messenger RNA from Ogataea philodendri, 672 nucleotides. RefSeq lists its product as uncharacterized. The transcript has a single exon. The coding region runs from base 1 to 672 and encodes 223 amino acids. Lineage: Eukaryota; Fungi; Ascomycota; Pichiomycetes; Pichiales; Pichiaceae. The record is from RefSeq and is a predicted model, not a curated record.